This is a messenger RNA of Camponotus floridanus (Florida carpenter ant), 1095 nucleotides long. Its product is annotated as protein ALP1-like. The transcript is spliced from 3 exons. Bases 216 to 1034 code for a protein of 272 amino acids. The record is from RefSeq and is a predicted model, not a curated record. Lineage: Eukaryota; Metazoa; Arthropoda; Insecta; Hymenoptera; Formicidae.
UCACAAAAAGAAGUUUACGAGAACCUAUUUCAGUAAAUGAACGAGUAGCUGUUACUCUCUUAUUCCUUGCUCAUGGUGACAGUGCCAAGUCAAAAGCAUGGGAUUUCCGAAUUGGCAAAUCAACUAUAUAUAAAAUUAUAUAUGAAACUUGCGAUGCAAUUUGGCAAGCUCUUCAUGAGCAAUAUUUACCCAAACCUUCGAAAGAGAUAUGGGAAAUGAUAAUUGAUGGAUUUUGGAACAAGUGGAAUUUUCCUAAUUGUAUAGGCGCACUAGACGGGAAACACAUCACUAUUCAAGCUCCACCGAACAGUCAUUCUUUAAAUUAUAACUACAAAGGAUUUUUUAGCUUUAUAUUGAUGGCAAUUUGUGAUGCCAAUUAUAAAUUUAUCUGGGUUGAUGUCGGUGACUAUGGUUCUAAUAGCGAUGGUGGAGUAUGGGCGAACAGUAAUCUUGGUCGAAGUUUGGAAUCUGGUACAGUAGACAUCCCAGCUCCAAAAUUAUUGCCUGGUACAACAACUUUGCUGCCCUGUACUUUAGUGGGAGACGAAGCGUUCCCUCUCAAAACGUACCUCAUGAGACCAUAUCCAAGAAAAUCGCUCACCAGUGAUUCACAGCGAAUUUUUAAUUAUCGCUUGUCCAGAGCAAGACGAACAAUUGAAAAUGCUUUCGGGAUUCUUACUUCUAGAUGGAGAAUUUUAAGAAGAUCAAUUCAAUGCAAGGAAGAAACUGCUCAUAAAAUUGUGCUUGCUCUUGUUGUUUUGCACAACUACAUUAUGUCCUUUAAUGAACGCAAAUAUUGUCCGCUACAUUUUGUGGAUCAGGAAGUUAAUGGUAUAAUUACUCCAGGGCAAUGGCGCAAUGAAGAAUUAGGAUCACAUAUUGUACGUAUUAGUCAAGUUGGCUCAAACCGAACUGCUUACACUGCAAGUGUUCAACGAGACAUACUGAGAAAAUAUUUUAUGACAAACAUUGGGGCAGUUGACUGGCAAUUUGACUGUGCAUUGAGGGGUUACAACAUUAAUAUCUCUUCAUAGCAAUGCAAUAUGUAUAAACAUGUAUGUGAGUUAGCAAGGAAGUUUAGAAAUAAAAUACUAA